AUGGGAAGCGAGUUGUCAACAAACGGCGAUGUAUAUAGCUAUGGCAUCCUCUUGUUAGAGAUGUUAACAGGGAAAAGGCCAACGAAUGAAAGGUUCAAAGAAGGUUUAAGUCUUCACAACUUUGUCAAAGCUGCUUUGCCCAAUCGAGUGGUUGAGAUUAUAGAUCCCAUUCUUCUUCAAGAGAGUGUCAGAGGAGGAAUAGUAGCCGGCAUCACUCUUAAUGAAAACAACCUGGGAAAUGACGAAUAUCUUCAAUGCUUGAAUUCGAUAUUCAAAAUAGGACUCACUUGUUCUACUGAAUCACCGAGUGAGCGGAUGGACAUGAGUGAUGUUGUUACCAAGCUUUGUUCUAUUAAAGACAAGCUUCUCCGUCCAACUCGAUUCUAUCGUGGGAUUAGAACUGCAUAUGAUACUAAACCAACAGGUAUCUAA
Messenger RNA from Gossypium raimondii (Peruvian cotton), 432 nucleotides. Its product is annotated as probable LRR receptor-like serine/threonine-protein kinase At3g47570. The record is from RefSeq and is a predicted model, not a curated record. Bases 1 to 432 code for a protein of 143 amino acids. The transcript has 2 exons. Lineage: Eukaryota; Viridiplantae; Streptophyta; Magnoliopsida; Malvales; Malvaceae.